AUGCAGGUUUCGAAGAGCGAUGUUGAGGCAGAUUUGGUCGAGCUCCAUUUUAAAGAUACGUAUUUGACGAGAGCAGAUAUGUGGCGGAUAUCGUCGUCGUUAAUAGGGAAAUGUGUGUAUUUUACGCAGCGUCACUCGUACUGUGAUGUUGUUCGACCAUCGAUCCAGAAUAUCUUUAAGAAGGGCCAUAAAACGUUUUCGGCAUAUGUUGGCCCGAGUACGAAGCUUGUGUAUAGAUCAGAGUCGGCGAGGAUGAUAUAUUUUAUUCAGAUGUCGUCCGAAAUGUGGAAUUUUGUCGAGAAUGGCGAGGUCAUGUUCCAUAAGCUUGUCAAUUCGUUUCUUCCAGAGGUGUUCAAACGUUGGCGUGACCAAGGUGCUCAUCAUGUGGUGUCAAUUGUACUGUUUACGAGUGUGGCUGUAUCACGAAAAUCUAGAGGACGAUUGGCGCAAGGAGAAAGAGAACCUAAUACCAGGGACUAUUUUCGAGUGGUGGUGGAUCAGGUUCAUAUUAGUAAAUGGAAUAAUAUCAUGGCUACUCUACGUUAUGAGUUUGCUCGAUUUGCAAAGGAUGUUUUGCAGAGCGAGACGGGUGAAAUAAGGGGAACAAUUCUUCCGGCUGUUAAAGGAAAUUUGCUGGAGGCAAUUAGCUUUGCGACUUCGUUGGUUUCAAGCAAGUUUGCUGAUAGAGAUUUAAGGCGAACGGGUAUCCAAGUGCUUAUUGUGACUCCAGGAACGGGUAUUUACGAUGUAGACUAUAAUCUGCUCUAUCAGACCAGUAUGAAGUUGCUAGCUAUUGAGAUUGGUAUAGAUCUUGUCUGUUUGAGUCGACCUCCUCUACAUGUAACGCCGCUCUUUAGGUACAAAAAUGAACAGACUGGUCAGGUGGUGAAUUGUAUUCCCAGUUGGCUGGAUAUAUCGUUUUGGAACAGCACUGAGACACAUGCAGAGCAGUGGAUUCCACGAUGUAAAAUUUACGAUAUCCAGAUGAUGGGAAUUAUGGAGAACGAGAUAAAUGCGAUUAGUAUUGAGUGGUUAAAUUCGCCUACACCCGACAAAUCACUAAGAAAUUUUAUGAAAGACUAUGACAACAGUGUUUAUUUAUCAAAAGCAGCUAUAUCCAGUCAACGACUAAUUGAAGAAGCAGCAUCUACCAAAACGCCAUCCAGCCUGUUACGACCAAAGAUUUCUAGUAGUGAGAUGAAUAAUCGAGCUACUAGUAAUCAGACUUUAUUGCGAAGUGUGUCAUUGUCCAUACCUGCUACUGCAAUUAUCUCGUCGCCGGCAGUUGAGGGCAAUUCCAGCAAGAAUUCCACUGAGCUGCUGAAUAAUACAAUGAAAAGAGGCACGAGAAUAUCCGCUUUGACAUCACUUCUAUCUCUUGGUGGAUACAACACCAAAGGAUCAAGGCCGUCUUCACCAGUGAUUCAACCAACCACGGCUUCCCAGUCAAUCGGAACGGUGUCUAGUCUGUCAGAUAUCCAAGAUAUUCCCAGUUUGAGUAGUGGUAGCACUGCUAUUGAAUCCACGUCCUCUUCGAGGUCUGUCAGUACCGGUGCUAUUCCACGCACAUCAUCCAAACUCAAUAUUUUUGCGAAAGCCAUAGGCUCAAAUAAUAACAAUAACACCGUUGAGCGCACACUUUCGGUAUCUCCUAGCCAUUCACAAACAUCGCGACGACCAACUCUCGGCUCUCGACAGGGAUCUUAUAAUCGUGGAACAAUGAGACCAUCAACAUCGCCUACUACCAAUAGCAGUAGUACAGCAUUGGUGGGACAAGAGUCUAGCUCUCAACCGGCCUCGGAGACCGAGACAGUAGAAGGAAGUAACAACUAUGUUUGGGUGGUGAUUGAUAACCCCUCAAAUGUUGCACAGAGUUCAGUACUGAAUAUCUCCAACUUUGGCCGAUGGCGUAAUGUAUUCCCACCGGGAGUGAAAAGAAGAGCUGUCAAGUGGAGAUCAUUGAAAUCUCCCGCUGCAUUACCUCUUGCUACCGAUUUGUUUCCGUCAGUGGAAGAAUUCGCCAAAAAAUAUACAUUUCAGAUAUACGAUGUGACAUUGGAUGCAGAGAAAGAAGAUAUUAUGACCCCAGGAGACCUUCUCGAAGAGAUGGUGGCCCUAAGACUGCAUAUUGGAUUCCAAAUUGUGGUAGGUGAUCGUGUUAGUAAAGUAGAGGCACAGAGAAGACCCGGUGGUAACCCAGCUUUGAUUGUACAAACAAUUCCCGAAGAUUAUCGUGGAAUUCGGCUGUACUUGAAACGAAGUAACCAAAUCCACCGAUUAGCUUGUGAUCACUACGGAACUAUAAAUGUACAGCUAUACACCAAGGCUGAUAGUGAAGACCUGGGAGUAGAGAGAAGCUAUCAUCCGCUAAUUAAGACUCGUUUCGAAAGCGAGUACAAGAGUGCGUUAGGCAACUUUUUCAAUCCAGGUGUUAGAAUUGUAAAUUGGAAUGGAUUAGAUCAAACGCUGGCUGGUUAUGGUGAUAUGAUGCAAGAAAGCUACAAAAUGUUUAGAAUCCGAUUUGUGCUAAUACCAUUCGAUAAUGUUAAGUCUUCAAGUUCUAGCAAUGCACCAGUUGAGCUAACUCUAAACAAUGAGCGAAUGACCGCCGAAGAGAUGAGACUAGAAGGUCUAAAGAGAAUAAUCAAUACUUUAUACAGGGGUAGAUACCUGACUCCGGAGGAAAAACGAUUGAGAAAGAAUAUCAAAAAGGAGACAUCUGCACCGGAGAUCAAGUUUUAUACAGGUGAUCUUGGAACAUUCCUGCUACAGCUAUAUGAAGAUUGUCAGAUUGAUGCUACCUCCGAUUCAACUAAUGCAAAUGCUCGUAAAAAGAAUUCUUUCAUCUCGAAGCCCAAUGAACGACUUAACAGGUCUAUCAAAUUAACUCCAUUAGCGGUUGAGAUGCAGGGAGAGCGAGGGAUAAGGUUUAUCGAUCGGCGAUGGCAUUGGAAAACUCACAAGAAUUGUUUCAUGGGCCAGGAAUUUGUUACUUGGUUGAUUGAAUCAUUCACAGAUAUAUUCACAGUGGAAGAAGCUAUUGAAUAUGGAAAUCAGCUCAUGAAGAAUGGUCUAUUCAAACACGUCGAGGACCGUCAUUCUUUCCUUGAUGGCCACUAUUUCUAUCAAGUACUGCCUGAGUUUAUAGUACAUCCGGAGAAGGAUAAACAUGAGAAGGUGGAACGAUCCGGUUGGUUCUCCUCGAAACGGUCACUGGGUGCAAUGUCAGAUAAUAGUGGUUCUGGCUCCAGUGUAACUCCAAUGACUUCCGGAGGAUCUGGUAACUCGACUACUGGUACAAUUGGUGCCGACGGAAGCAUGUCUUCGGCAUCUUCCCAGGUGGGAACUAGCGGUGCUGGUGGAGCAGGUAGCUCGGUGUUCAAAAGAUUACACUCUCGCAAACCCUCGGGAAGUUCUCCAGUUGACGAUGGUCAAACAGGAAUGAUCCCUAUACUUUCUCGUGACUCUGCCUCGAGUAUUGUUUCAAAUAAUACUGGCAUAUCUGGGGCCAACUCGGAAAAUACCGAGAUUCCUUCCGCUGAUGUCUCAGCACUACCAAAGAUUCUAGUUAGUCAAGUGCUCAAAUACGACGUCGACCCUACAGGACGAUCUCGUCGACAGGAAUUCAUUUCAGUUCACAUUGAUAAAGUUCACAACCCAGAAAACGCAUACCAUCUACGAAUGGAAUGGCUCAACACCACCCCUAAACUGAUAGAAGAGGCUAUUGUAAGUCUUAGCCGAGUGGGUGACCGUUACGGGCUACGUCUUGUCCAAGUUCCCAUGGAAGAAAUCAGCGCACUACCUAAUGACAGUCCAUUUUGUUCGCUGUUGCGCUGUGAAUUCGCAGUUUGUCCAGCAUACGCAACACAGCGACAAGAUCCCUUGUACUAUCAGAAAUAUUUCUUGAAGAAAAACAACUUUGUGCUUGACACUCAUGCAUCGUCAAGUCUAAUGAAGAAAGAGGUGGAGAUCCAGUACUCGUGGGGUAAGCCAUUUUACAACUUUUCACAGUAUAUACACGAAACAGGUACCAUUCUUGCGCAAAUAGUGGGAGAUGGUACUUUUGUCUUCCUCAUCAACGCACUUCAGGUAUCGAGAACGGGUAUUCAAAUUGGGCCCAACAGCUCGCUUCCUUCAGCCAAGGACUUGAUGCUGACUAUGAAAGCGCAAUGUGACGACCCUGUCGGACUGGUACAGUUGUUCGAAGAGGCUAAUAAGAACAUCAACGAGGAAACGUAG
Messenger RNA from Sugiyamaella lignohabitans, 4239 nucleotides. RefSeq names its product Iml1p (gene IML1). The transcript has a single exon. The record is from RefSeq and is a predicted model, not a curated record. Lineage: Eukaryota; Fungi; Ascomycota; Dipodascomycetes; Dipodascales; Trichomonascaceae. Gene Ontology annotation, cellular component: GATOR1 complex. Gene Ontology annotation, molecular function: GTPase activator activity. The coding region runs from base 1 to 4239 and encodes 1412 amino acids. Gene Ontology annotation, biological process: positive regulation of autophagy; negative regulation of TORC1 signaling; intracellular signal transduction.